This is a messenger RNA of Daktulosphaira vitifoliae (grape phylloxera), 1249 nucleotides long. RefSeq lists its product as uncharacterized. The transcript is spliced from 2 exons. NCBI's taxonomy places the organism in Eukaryota, Metazoa, Arthropoda, Insecta, Hemiptera, Phylloxeridae. Bases 284 to 1249 code for a protein of 321 amino acids. The record is from RefSeq and is a predicted model, not a curated record.
AAUAAAACUUAUAAGCAACAUAUAACAUGUUUAUUGUUUAUUUACCUAAAAAUUCUUGUAUAAUUAAUUUGAGCAGUAUUAUUGUGUUGAAAAAAAAAAAAAAAAAAAGGAUAGAGUAAAGACUAAUAGUACCAUUAUGCGCAUAAGGGUAUAAGACUAUACACAGGUAUAGUAAUGACGAGUCAUUAACGUUAGUUUUUCAUAUAAAUACCCUAUACUACGCUCUAAAAAUUUAAUAUUUUCAAUUGUAUUAAUUGCGCUUGUACGUUGAAACAUCUCAAACAUGCAAAUCAAGUCAAUUUUUGUUUGUAAGUGUGUUGUUGCUGAAGCUGAAAAUUUUGCUGAAGCAGACGAACAGGAGCUAUUCGUCGAACAAUUUGGUCAGAUACAACCGCGAGUCCAUGAUGACGGGUAUUACUAUGACCCAUUGGAUGAAGAAUAUUUGCAGGCAGAAGAUGAGUAUGAGGAAGAAGAAGAAGAAGAAGAAAUUGAAGAUAGUAUUGAGGAUUCUGAUGAUGAUGAUUUAUCAUCAGAUCCUGAACGGAUCUAUUCUGAUCGUGACCUCAAACUUUUGCCAUGCAGUUGGUCAACAAUGACUCCAUGUAGAGACGCUUUUUCGCUACAAUCAUGGGAGUUGGAAUUAACAGAAUUGCUUCAGAACGAUUCUGACAGAUUUGUUAGACGACUGUACAAUGACGUCUAUAAUAUAACGUUGAAUCGUGAACUAGCGAGUAGCGUACCCGUGUUGUAUUAUAGACGUCAUUUGUUUAGGUCAAUAUCAAAUUUGUUGGGUCGGCUUGAAGAACCCAACCGUUUGGGAGAUUUGGUCCGUGCAAAUUUUUUUUGCUACACCUAUGAUGAGGUUAAACUCUCAAUGAAUAGGUGGAGUAGAAAUUUUGUAUGGGCCAACUAUAAAAAGGUCAACAUCCGAAUGGUAAUGGACGGAAGAGCGGUGUCUACUCACAUUUUUGUUUGCAACACAACUAGUCAAUGUGCUGAAAUGAUGGAGUUAAUGGACCGUCCUAUUGAAAUCGUCACAUCGCAUAGAGAAAUAUUCAGACAUGAAACCACUUUGAUUGAAUUAUGUAACUUUAAAAGAUGUGCACACUGCCUUAAACGAUUAAAUAUUUGGUUAAAUUUUAAUGACGUGCAAAAUAUCAUACGACGUUUUGUCAAACCUAUUGAUAAUAUUGACGAUAAUUACUAUGUAAUAAUGUUGUUUGAUUAUCUAUGUUCAUUAAAUGAAUAA